CUCUCCCCAGGCCGUGAGAGCAGGAUUCCUCUGCACCUCAGAGGGGAAGGCCAAGGACCCUUGGUUGAACUCAGCUCUCCUACACUGAGCCUUGGGAAGAUUUUUAUUGACACCCCCUAUGUCUACGAGGUGAAACUGAUGAACAAAGGAGCUCUUGAUGCUCCCUUCACCUAUAUCCCUUCAGACACAAAUGUGGACUUCUGCUUCAAGCUUGAGCCCGAGCGGGGCAUCAUUCCACCAGGUGGGACCCAGACUGUCCAGAUCUCCUUCCAUACCACCACCACGUUGGGGUGGUUUGAGGAAGAAUUCCAGUUCGGUGUGGCUGAAUCUCCUACACCUGUGAUCCUGACCAUCAAGGGCAGCGUCACUGGACCGGAUUUACAUUUCGACCUCCCUGAGCUCGACUUCGGGGACAUCUCCUUUGAAGGCUUUUGUUACUCUGAGACUGUGCUCUACACAUGGAGCAGCAGAAGAAUGAAGGCCAAAUCCUCCCUCAAGAACUGGAGGAUAUCACAUGUGACCCUGUGCUCCAACACGGUGAUGGAGUUCCACCGGAGAUUGCUGGUGGACGUGGAGGGUUUUGGUGAGGGAGUGGCCACCCUGACCAUCACAGCCAGAUGUCUCGCUCCUGAGCUGCAGGUGUACCCCCAAAUCCUGCUGUAUGACAAGUGCCACCUGAAGGAGCCAUACGAGGGGAAGCUCUUCAUUAGGAACCUCAGCAAAGUUCCUGGCUGCUACGGGCUCAUUCCCCAGAAACGCAAGGAGGACUCUGCUGUGCUCUACUGCAGCCCCAAGCCCUGUGGGAUUGUGCAGCCUCACAGCACUGCAGAGAUCCCAGUUGUGAUCGAGGUGCAGGCAGCGGGCGAGCAUCGCACCAACGUUCUCGUCGGCGUGUUCGGGGAUGAGAGAAACCCCCUGAGAGUAGAAUUACGGAGCUCUGGACAGCUGGCAGAAAUCUACCCAAGUCCAAGUCGGUUAGAGUUUGGCAGGAUCCCAGCCCUACAGCCUGCUUCACAAAGCUUUACCCUCUUCAACAAAGGUCUUGUCCCUACAGACUUCAGGCUAGAAAUGGCUUCCAAAUCCCAUUGCUUUGUUACUGAGCCCAGUGAAGGAGUGAUCCCUGCUAGGGGUGAGGUUCCUGUGACUGUCACAGCAAGCCUGGAUGACACUGGCCCUUUUGAUGACACUGUCCAGCUGUUCAUUGGGAACAGCCUUUGGAGCAGCGUCUCUCUCCAGGCUUUCGGCAUUGGCACCACAAUUGUCACAGACAAACCAUUUGCCCCAGAGCUCAACUUGGGAUACCAAUUCAGCCUCGUGCCCUGUAUUUAUCGAUUCCAAGUAACAAACAGGGGCCACCAUUUGCAUGGGCUCUUCUGGAGUGCGGAAUGCUGCAGCCCACCUGAGGAGGAGGGCCAGAGUGUCUCAACCCUCAGCAGCCCCAGGGAUGAUUCCCAGAGCCCCAGACGUGCCAGCCCCGUGUUUGGGCUGCAGCCACUGUCCAUGGAGCUGCAGCCAGGCCAGUCUGAGGCCCUGGUGCUGCGAGGCUUCUCCCGCAUCGCACAGGAGGUGCAGGAUUAUGUGUACUGUGAAGCCCUCGUUGGGACAUCCCUCAAGAGGGAGAGGAUAAUAGAAACUAUCGUUACCUGUGAGUUUAUUCACCCCUCUAUAGAAGUAUCAGCCAGAGAAUUCUCUUUCUAUGUGGAGAAGAAACCCAGUGAUGUCCUGAGGCUGCAGUACCAGCCUUUGGCUUUAAAAAACACCUGCCUGCUGCCACUGGAGCUCAUGCUGCACUUGGAGCAGCCGUUCCUGGUCUGUGAUCAGGAGCAGCAGCCCCUCCCAGGUGGCCAGGUGAGCAGCCCUGGGCUCCUCCAGUGGGCUCUGAAGAGGAGGGAUGUGGUGGUGCCUUUCUGUUGGGAGCUCCUUGAGUCAAGAAGUUUAUUCUGGAGCAUCAGCAGUGGGCUGCCUGUGAGAGUGGAUGUAGGGGAGACCUGUCAUCUCUACGUCGUGUUUGACCCGGCUUAUGAACAGGAUUUUAAGAGCUGGAAAACACAGAAGGUGCUGAAGAUAGACAUGGUCAGGGGCCAUCCUUUUGUGGAGCGUAUCGCCCUGCGGGGAGAAGUGCACUUCCCCAGUGUCCAAAUGCAGCCCAGCUCCCUGGAGUUUGGCUGCACCGUGGCCGGCACUGACAAAGCGCGUUCCCUGGAGAUGCCCAAGUGCAGCCCACUGCCCGUGGAGUGCCGCUGGUCAUUCCGUCCCGACAGCCAGGUUUUUGAUGUCCGGCCCCUGUGGGGUGAGCUGCAGCCAGGAGAGAGCGAGCAGGUCACCUUCACCUUCUUUGGGCACGCCAACAUCGUGGCCCGUGUCAGGGCGCUGUGCCACGUGCAGGGAGGCCCCACCUACGAGGUGGCGCUGACCGGGGAGGCCUCGUGCCCCAGCUACCAACUGGACGUGGAGGAGAUUGACUGGGGGCUGCAGGUGUUUAACAAAGUCCUCAAAGCAGAGGUGACCCUGCGGAACACCGGGGUUAUGGAAUUCACCUACGUGGUGCCAAACUCCAGCACUGGCACUGCAGCAGAGCCUCUGCCUGGAGUGCCCGUGGUCGUGCCCACUGCAUCAGACACUCAGCUGCAGAUAAAGAUGAUGAGGAUGCUGAUAGAGAAGGCUGCUCUGGAGCUGCAGCAAAAGCUCACAUCCCAUCCCCUGAAGAGCAGGUUCCCUGACAAGGAGCUGUGCCAGAGCCUUGUCAAAGUUGAGCUGCCUGAGUAUGUCCUGGACAUGGGCACUGUCCUUAAGGGUUUCACUGAGAGCAGCACUCUGGAGAUCACCAACCCUGGGCAGAUCCCAGUGUUCUUCCAGGUCGAUGUAUCUGUCCUGCAGGGCACAGGUUUCAGCGUGGGCCUGGGCCUGAUGCAGAGCCUGCCCCCCAGCCACAGCGUGGCGUUUGACGUGCGCUUUGAAAGUGCCCACUAGCCACAGGGUGACGUGGAUGUGCUGCUGCCCAUAGAGGUGACAAAAGGCCCUGUGUACAGCAUCCGCCUCCGCGCCACUGUGUUGGAAGUGUCGCUCGACCUCUCCAAGAACACACUGCAGUUUUCUGACAUCCUCGUUGGGCAGUGCCAGGUUGAGACCAUCCGACUCUACAACCGGUUCCGAGUACCCUGCAAAUGGUUCAUUGCUUCCAACAAGCCUGUUCUGAAGGUAAAGCACAGCGUGUUUGAGGAAGCUUCUGAGGGUCUAGAUCAAGAACACAAAUAUGUAGGUCAGAAGCAGCAGGCGCUGGAGGAUGAGCCCUGUCCCUUUGAAGUGACGCCCUGCAAAGGAACCCUUGAUCCAGGAAGGUGGCAGAAUCUGCAAAUCCAGUUUACACCCAAGGAGGAGAGGUCUUACAAGAAUGAGCUGAAGCUUAACAUUUGUGGGAGCAGCAAUCACUUAAAGCUGCACCUCUCAGGACAAGGUCUGGAGGCACGGUUGGAGUUCAGCCCCCCAGCACUAAAGAUGGGACGGGUGCUGGUGGACAGCGAUGGGGUGGAGGCCACAGUGGUGGUGAAGAACCCAUGCAACUUCCCCAUUGAGUUUUACUCCCUGGAUUUUGAUGAGCAGUACCUUGAGGAGGAGAAGAUCCUGCGGAUGGCAGUGGGGUCUGAAUACCAAAAGAGAUUUUUUAUGCCUCCACGUGCUGUGGGUGAGACUCUGCCUCCAGAGGUUCUGCAGGACCAUGAAGCACAGAGGAGGCCAAAGGCUCAAGAGGCAGAGCUCAAGGCCAGGGCAGAGGCCAAGGCCAGGCCUGAGGCUGAGGCCAAGGCCAUGGGCAAGGCAGCAGCAGCACAUCACAGGACUGUCCCAUUCUGUCCUGAGUCCAUGGUGAAAGAGACUGGGAGUCCUGUCUCUCAGGCUGUCCUGCGCCACCUGGGCAUUGACCCAUCCUCAGGGAGGCGCGAAGGGCAGCCGCACCGAGGGAUGGUUGUCAUCAUCCAUGGGCCACCCCAGGCAGGAAAGACAGAGGUAGCAGCAGGCCUGUGUCAGUAUUACGAUGCUGCUUACGUGUCCAUUGACACCGUGGUGAAAGAGGCCAUGGCCAAGGACGGGAGCCCAGCGGGGCUCUGCCCGGCUGCCUGGAAAGGAAACACAAAGGUGAUGCUGGGCACCCAGGCUGCCAUGGAGCUGGAAGGCAAAGACGAAUGUCACUUCUGCUUCGAUAAAAAGUCUCAGACCAAGAAUAAACGAGCCUCUGGGGAAAACACAGACAAGAAUGUCAAAGACAAGACUCCUCCAGCACAAAAGAAGGACUCAGCCAGCAAACUUGACAAAAAGGACAUCAAGCUGAACAUCAUCAGCAGUCGUGGGGAAGAGCUGAACUGCUUGAGCUGUGUGCUGCCCGAGGAGCUGCUGGUGGACAUCCUCAGUGAGAGGCUGAAGCGUAAAGACUGCUCCAAGGGAGUGAUCUUUGAUGGCUUGGAGAGCCUCUUUGCAAGCAGCCUGGAAUCUUCACUACUCUGUGUACUCAGAGCUGUCAAGAAUCGUUAUCAUAUCUUCAUGGUGAUAGAUGCCAGAUCAGGUCGAGGAGGCCAGGCUGUCGCCAACAUCCCACUGAAGGUGUCAGCCAAAGCCGUGUACAGCAAGUACAGCAUUGAGCCUGCCUCACCCAUCGACUUUGGAGUCAUGAUCAAGGGCACCAAGAAGAGCCAGACUGUGGUGCUGGAGAACAAAGGCAUGCUCCACUUCAAAUUCUGCAUCCACCAACCACCCGAGGAUGCAUCUACAUCAGAAAGCAAAAGUUCAAAGGAAGGGGAAUCUGCUCCAUUGGCUACUAGGCUCUCAACAGCAAGGAAAUCAAGCUCCUUGACACAGAGUCACCUCAAUCUUGGCAUGUUCACGGUGUCCCCCUGCUCCGGCUCCAUCGGUCCGUGGGGCCAGCAGAAGAUCACAGUGGACUGCUUCGCAGGGCAGGAGGGGAAAUGUGAGGCGCAGCUCUACAUUGACAUCCCAGGCAGAGACCCCAAGGAAAAUCCCCUCGGCAUUCCCUUCACCCUGAUUGCCGAGUCCUGCCUCCCAGGACUUGCUGAGGAUGUGAUGUUAAUCUUCGAGGAGUACCCGAUCUGCAGCAGCACCGACCUGGACCACAAGCUGCAGUCAGUGAAAGGCACGGGCCUGUUCAUCAGAGAUGAGAACAGGUUCAUCUUCAACAAGGUUCUGGUUGGCCAAGAGGCAGAAGCUCAUUUCAGUAUCUACAGUGCAAGCCGCCUGCCAUGUGAUGUGGUCCUCUCCAUCAAACCCCUGCCUGGAGAGGAACAAAUCCCUAUCAACAACAUUUUCAAGUUGGAUCCAGUCAAGAUGUCUAUUCCUGGCUCAUCCUAUGCUGUUGCUACAGUGACCUUCACUCCGCCGGAUGAGCAGAACUACAACUGCACUUUCAAGGCUUCCCUUGUCAUCCCAAAAGGCCCUGUGAAAAUUAAACCCCAAACCGUGACCUUCACCAUCAGUGGGAAGGCGCACGAGGCCCAGCUGACAGUCGUGUGCCCCAGCGCUCGCAGCAAGAGGGGAACGGCCGUGCUGCGCUUCAAGAGGCUCCAGCUGGGGAGAUCCGAGAAGCUGCCCCUGGUCGUCCGUAACAAUGGCAUCAAACCUGUCAAGUUUAUGUUACGCCUGGAGCAUCAGCACGGAGCGUUCAUCUUGAAGGGCAGGGCCUCCACACUCAAGGUAUUCCACACUGAAGAUGAGGACUCCGUCGGAAAUGAGAGCAAGCCCACAAAGCCUUUCUUUCUUCUGCAUCGUGGGCAAUCGGCAGAGUUUGAUGUAAUUUUCAACCCCACUGUGGCUCAACGUGUGGAAGGGAAGAUUUGUGUCUUGGUGGGGGACACCAACUCUAACAAGGUCCUAGUAGAGCUGGUGGGUGAAGGCCACAAGGAUGAAUUCACCCUCAGUGGAUUGGAGGAAGACACAGAGGAGAGGACUGCUAAGUGCAGUCUGAAGAAAGCCAUCAUUGAGGCUGUCAGAGUGAAUCACAUCGAGUUUGGGCACUGUCCUGUCGGGGAGCCCUGCUGGAGGGCCUUGACCAUUAUCAACCACCACGCCGCGACCAAGGUCAUGCGCUUUGAGUGGGAGGCAGACGCCCCAUUCCUGUUCUCCCCCAAGGUGGGACACCUCCAUCCUGGCUGUGCCAAGGACAUCACAGUGACCUUGAGAUCAGAUGUCCCAGCCACCUUCAGAAGGCACCUGGUGACAUGUAAGGUGACCACAAUCAACUUGGAGCUGCCACAGAGGAAGGUUCAGGACUGGGAUGACCAAAUGACCAUCACCAUGUGGAAGAAUAGCACCAGGAAAGACCUGGCAGCCAGGUGGCCUAAAAUAGAGAGGGUGGUCGAGCCAGUCCCAGAAACGGAACACACUGUGGUGGAGGAGAGCAGCCAGGAGGCCGAGGUGCGCCUCAGUGUUGCUGUUGCCUACACCCAGCUGAAGACGAAUACGAUCGUGAUUCCGUUCAAGGAUACCUUGCCCUUCCAGACAAGGACAGCCACUUUCAGAAUUCACAACGCAGGGAAGGUACCUCUGGAAUACUACUGGGAGGAACCUGUUGCUAGUAAACCAGUGAAGAAGGCAUACUCAAUCGCUCUGAUGCGUCGGUUCCUCUCCAAAAAAGUUGUAAAGCAUCGCAGAAAGCUGCUGCGUCGUUACUGGCGGUGGCUGGCCCGUCCUCGUAAAAAAAAGCCAACACAGCAGGCCGACAGCCCAAGCACAAAAAACAGCAGCACCCAACACACCAGCAGCAGCAGGAAAAAGGAAAAGACAAAGCACCACUCUCUGCAACAUACCAGUUCCUCCAUGGAAAUCUUCCCAGAUCUGACCGAUGAAACACCGGCAGCACUGUUCUCCAUCGACCCCUACCGCGGCGCCCUUGCUCCUGGCCAGAUCCAGACCUUCCAUGUGCGCUUCUCCCCGAAGGCUGUGGGGAAGUUUAAGACCAUCAUGGUGUGCAGGAUUCCUAAGCUGAGGCCAAGUCAGAAGAAGGUGCGGCUGAUUUUGAAAGGCAGGGCCCGGGACAAGAAGAAGAUGAGGUUUGGCAAACCCAAACGCCCGGCGUUACGGCAGAGAGAGGAGAGCCCGAGGCCCAAGAAGAAGGUGCACUGGAAACUGCCCCCUGAGUGACAGCGUUUGUGUCAGCUGGAGCCUCCACAGGAGCCAGCAACACUGUGCCUUCUGCUGCUGAUUG
Camarhynchus parvulus is the source of this 7207-nucleotide messenger RNA. Its product is annotated as hydrocephalus-inducing protein homolog. Lineage: Eukaryota; Metazoa; Chordata; Aves; Passeriformes; Thraupidae. Gene Ontology annotation, biological process: axonemal central apparatus assembly; cilium movement. The record is from RefSeq and is a predicted model, not a curated record. Gene Ontology annotation, cellular component: axoneme.